UUGAUGUUCUCAAGGCACAUUUCAUUAAAGAAGGACGGAUAGAGGAAGAAGCUGCCAUCAAGAUCAUCGAAGAUGGAGCUGAGUUCUUUCGGAAAGAGAGGACUCUCAUCGAGGUGGAAGCACCCGUGACAGGUGCGCGACACCAACCUCCAGCUUGAGACUUCGCCAUCCUCAUGCCUCACCCCACAGCUCUCCGCCCCUCCCUUCACUACACUGCACGCUCCUCCUCACUAGCCUUAUUUUACCAACAUCUGUCCAAAGGCAUGUGGGUUGACAAAGCAAGAGUCUGUGGUGACAUUCAUGGUCAAUUCUUUGACUUGAUGAAGCUGUUUGAAAUUGGUGGAGAACCCAGCAACACAAAGUAUCUAUUCCUUGGAGAUUAUGUGGAUCGGGGCUAUUUCAGCAUUGAGUGUGUGCUGCUUCUCUGGGUGCUGAAGAUUCACCAUGCAAGCACAUUAUUCCUGCUCCGGGGAAACCACGAGUGUAGACACCUCACUGAGUACUUCACGUUCAGGCAAGAAUGUAGAAUCAAGUACUCAGACCACUUCUACAAUGUCUGCAUGGUUGCUUUUGACUGUCUGCCUCUGGCCGCACUGGUAAAUCACCAGUUCCUCUGCCUGCACGGCGGCUUGUCACCUGACGUCCACACUCUAGAUGACAUUAGGAGAUUAGACAGGUUUAAGGAGCCACCAGCCUUUGGUCCCAUGUGUGAUCUGCUGUGGUCGGACCCAGCUGAGGACUAUGGCAGCGAGAACAAACCAGAUCACUUCAGUCAUAACACUGUUCGAGGCUGCUCCUACUUCUUCAGUUACGCCGCUGUUUGCAAGUUUUUGCAACACAACAACUUGUUAGCAGUGAUCCGUGCGCAUGAGGCCCAGGACUCCGGAUGCCGAAUGUAUAAGAAAAACCAGACGACUGGCUUCCCGUCAUUAAUAACGGUAUUCUCUGCACCAAAUUAUCUGGACGUCUAUAAUAAUAAAGCUGCUGUACUGAAAUAUGAAAACAAUGUCAUAAAUAUCCGGCAGUUUAACUACUCCCCACACCCUUACUGGCUGCCAAACUUCAUGGAUGUCUUCUCCUGGUCUCUGCCGUUUGUUGGCGAAAAGGUUACAGAUAUGUUGGUCAGUAUCCUCAAUGUCUGUUCCGAUGAUGAGCUGCUGAACGAGGCAGAGGAUGAAGAAUCUCAAUACAAUCGCAAGGAAGUCAUCAAGAGUAAGAUCCGUGCAAUUGGCAGGAUCGCCAGGGUCUUUACAGUACUCAGAGAGGAGCAUGAGAAUGUGCUGACAUUAAAAGGCUUGACACCAUCAGGCAACUUACCCAUUGGUGCCCUGACAGGAGGGAAACCGAACCUGCAGAAAGCUUUAACUGAUGCAACACGUAGUGCAGGAAAAGGUGCUGUGUCAGCUAUCAGCUUUGAACAGGCCAGGGGUUUGGACCGUCUUAACGAGAGGAUGCCUCCACGCAAGUCGAACAUGAAGAACGAUGGCUCGUCUCAGACCUCAGCCCAGAGACGCUCUUGGAUCCAGUCUCAGACCUUGGGCCAUUCGAAGCGGAACAGCCAGCCAUCCACGGGCAGCGCACAGCAGCAGAAUGCAGCAACUGCUCAGGCAGAGUCCCCCUCCGGCCAGGUGUUAGAGCGGACACACAGCAUCAUCAGCCGGCAGCGGCAAUCAAGUACCCAGCACAACGAGCAAAAGGCGCGCUCUAGUACUUCAACCAACAAGGGCAAGGGCAAAGGAUAAGUGGCACACAAGCUGGUCACAGGCACAUCAAGGGCUUAUUUAUUUAUUGUGACUGUUUGCAAGAUGGGAGUAUCUUGUGCUGCAUGGAACUGGCCAACCCUUUGGUUCCAGUAGUCAACAGUUUAUGUGGUUCGUUGGACUGAAGUAUCAGAUUGGGAGAACUUGACCCAACAUAACUCUUGGAUAUUCACAGACCUCAUUAAGCCAUGGGGUUUUGAUUCCCAAUCUGGUCUGGAUUGCUGUGGGGACUGAUGGUAGGGUUGGAUGCUAUCCUGACUGGUUCCCUCAACCUCCCAUUCUAUCUCUCCAGUUGUCUGGUAGUUGCUCACCUCACCCUCCCCUCUUUGGAGGACAGAACCCUCAGAAUAAGAAUGGAGGUGGCAGGAAUGGAGUCUUCUAAUGUGUUAUUGUCCACUUGGCAAUCCAAAUGUCACACCCCCAUAAGGAGCAAGCAUUGUUUUGCUCCUGAAUUCAUCUACAUCAACGAAGCCCAUUUAUGUCUCCACUAUACCUUCAGGUUUUAUUUGUUUUGAAGUCCUGUUUCUACAUAACCCAGCCACAAGGACACGUGAUCCCACAUUGGGAAUGCAUGAGCUUUCCCCAAACUUUAUCUCCAGUUGUUUUACAUCCAGUAGGUUUGUGCUGGGAUUUUCAUUUUGCUCAGGUUUUUAAUGAACAAUGUUGUUUUUAAUGUUGCUUGUGUUGCACGUUGCAUCAUCCAUGUCCCAACAUUAUUCUUGACCCUUAAUUACAGAGUGAAUGAAUCCAUUGGCUGUUCUCGAUUCACAGACUCUGAGUUGGGGUGCUCAAGACUUGGAGGGCGGUGGGAGUGGGGGGGAGAGCUGUCUGUCAUGGACGGGUGAUGGAGGGAAGAGAGAAAUUGGCAGUGCUCCUCUGUUUCAGUGAGAUGAUGCCACUCAGCAAAGGAAUCUGAAAGACCAAAGGAAGGGCGGGGUUGUGUUCAUUUUUAUUAGCAUAUCACUCAUAAAUUUAUUUUUAACUAAUUGUUAGCUUGUUGGCAGAGAGGGGUGGACAGGACUUCUGGUGGAGCUCAUCGACAGGGAGUGUCGCAGUUGGACUAAGUUGAGAAGUUAGUUUAAGUCUCCCGAAGCUCUGCCUUGGUAUCCAUUUAAAGCUCAAUUGGAAAGCGGGCAGGGAAGGCACAGCUCAGCAGUCCAAGCCAAGGAGACAUCCUGUUUCAUCUAACUGCUGCUAGCUUUGUCACUGCUGUUGAGAUUCCAGAAUGCAGGCAGAAGAAUCAUUUGGUCUAUCAUUAGUUGACCCUUCUGAGUCAACCUGAGGCUUUGGCAUUCUCUCUGCUCCUUCUGUGGUCCUUGUGUCCCAGUAGUCUAAAGGACCACCUGUCCAAGUAAUUCAUUCACUUGAAUCAAGUUGAGUAUGAUGUUCUCCUAAGGGGUUGUCUUUUGGUGGAUCUGGAUUCAAUCUGUUCAAGUACUUCUCCAUAGCGAACUUCUGAGAGACACACAAAUGAGAGGGAAAAGACCACCUGAUGUGUCAGUGUGGGAUCUACAGACCUGAAGACCUUCACCCUAGGCAUUAAAAUGUCCCUUCUUUAGACUCAGGGAUGUAUGACGAAGAUCACUGUUUGUGUUAACAUCAAGAUUUGGGAAACAUUGUUGGUGCGAUCCUUGCUAAUGGGAGAGGUUUGUAGAAUGAGUUGGGUUGGCGUAGUAGGUACAGCAGGGUGACAGGGAUAUGUUUGAGCCAGGCUGGUGCAAGAACAGCCGAUUGGUGCUUGUACAGCAAAUGGGCAGAUCGAUGGCACAGGGUCGAACUGAUGUAGUAUCAUUUGUCGCAUGUUAUCCAUCAAAUUCCUACAUUUACGUUCAGUUUGUUCAACUUCUCUUGCACCUUUGUAGCUGACAGUAGCGUUUAGCUUCAUUUGAAAAGAGCAACUAGUGGUAUCAGUACAUUCCUUUGAGGUGACUGUCAAUGAUUUGAUAAAUAACUGAAAUUAAGGUUCUCAGGUUUGCAACAGGUAGUGACAAGGUAGCCGUUAACUGCAUAUUAGCAGUUUAAUUGUGACCAAAUCUGCUUUUAAAACAAAGCACAACACCACUGCAGUUCACACUAGAGCAGCAACUCCAAUCUAAACAGUUGAUGGGUUUCUAGAACAACUGGGUCGCUGCUGAGAAAAGGAGAAAACUAUAUAGUAUCAACAGAAUGUGGAUCUUUCAUUGUUCCCCUCCUCAAAGCAGAUGCACCAAAAUUUGGUUCAGGUGGAGCCCUUAGCCUGGCCUCAGAGCCCUCCAGUCACCUGAAAACGGUAAUCUUGGUAGUGGUUGUGGAACAGGACUGCUCCCACUACCAAGAUUAAAUUAAUAAAUUAAGCAUUUCCUUCCACUUCCACCCACCAUCCCAAGAACAGAGUUUUAAGGUGACCUUGUAGGCCUAAUCUGAUGUGUGCAUUUAAGCAGUCACAGAGACUUCAGGGACUGAUUAGGUGGAAAUUCAGAUUCUCCUCAGAAAUUUAUUUAAAUUGGCGCAUUGAGGUCCUGAACCAAUCUGAAACAAAUGGGCUUCCAAUUCAUCAAAAAUGGGAUCAGUUUCUGGUGUUGUUUUUAAGGGAUGGAGUAACAUCAUUUGCAGAAUUUUUAAAUGUGCAGUAAUUGUUCUCAGGAUUGAAGUAGCAACACCUCAGUGGAGAACAUCUCUCUGCCUUAACAAUGUUGUUUCAAAACUGUUUCAUUAACUUGUAUUUUCAUAAAAGCACUGAGAAAACUGUACUGGUUUCUAAAUUACCACAGUAAUAAGAAUUUUCUUGUAAC
Molecule: messenger RNA, 4531 nt
Organism: Mobula hypostoma (lesser devil ray)
Lineage: Eukaryota; Metazoa; Chordata; Chondrichthyes; Myliobatiformes; Myliobatidae
Product: serine/threonine-protein phosphatase 2B catalytic subunit gamma isoform-like
Exons: 13
Coding region: 174-1742 (522 amino acids)
Biological process (GO): calcineurin-mediated signaling
Cellular component (GO): cytoplasm; calcineurin complex
Molecular function (GO): calmodulin binding; calmodulin-dependent protein phosphatase activity
Source: RefSeq, a predicted model, not a curated record